Molecule: messenger RNA, 9485 nt
Organism: Monodelphis domestica (gray short-tailed opossum)
Lineage: Eukaryota; Metazoa; Chordata; Mammalia; Didelphimorphia; Didelphidae
Gene: RAB11FIP3
Product: RAB11 family interacting protein 3
Biological process (GO): regulation of cytokinesis; endocytic recycling
Cellular component (GO): cleavage furrow; midbody; recycling endosome membrane
Molecular function (GO): calcium ion binding
Source: RefSeq, a predicted model, not a curated record
UUCUACUACUUGUUGUUGGCAAGACUUGUUUAAUUUUAUUUAGAAUUCAGUAAAUUAAAAACUUGAUGGUAAUAUACUACUAAAAUAUUUUAGUUUUCUGUUUGAAGUGGAAUUUGGGGGAUUAAGCAGGAAAAUGUGUUUUUAUUUUGUGAUUUUAUUCAUAGGCUCUUCGGUCAGUCAACAAAAUAGUUUCAACAAUUAGAGAACUAUUCUUCUGGUAUGUUGUUGAGGAGAUUCUUGUUCAGGUUCAGGUUCAGGUUGGACUAAAUGCCCUCUGAUGUCCCUUUCAGUCCUGAGAUUCUGAAACAGUAUACUACAGGUUCAUGUUUACACACCAAACCAGCUUUCCUACCUUUUACAGAGCUCUUAGAUGUGAAACCUUUAUCUGGCAGGAAGAAUUAUCCCUAUUAUCUCAUCCACAUUAAUGCCACCCUCCUAUUGAAAAAGGUUGACACACCAAUAAAAUUCUAUGUGAAAAAAGCUUAUCUGGCCAAAGUCAGGAGCUUAAUUUCAAAUUCCUGCUGAAAUCAGAAGCACGUCUUUAUCUCCCUCAAACACAAUAAUUCACUUGUUUAAGUAUUUGGCUCUUACAACUUAGAAAAUGGUUUUGGGGAUUUUUCUUCUUCUAUUUCCUAAAAUUAUAGCUAUACACACUAUUGUUUCUGUACUUUUUCUAUGAUUCAAGGAUGAGAGAUGAGUCAGUGAAUUAUCAGAGUUACAUACAGAAAUAGGAUGAAGUAACUUUUCCUUUGAUUCUUUGGUCCUUUCUCAAGUCUGAUGCCUACAGUGGCUAAGAUAUCAGUUCAUAAUUACAUUUAUUAUAAAUUAUGCCAUAUGCUCAUUUGUUACCCUGACUAAAGUUAUCACAACCCCUUUUCUCUAUUCACUUACCUGUUCACCUCCAAAAUGUAGGAGACUGUAAAGUGCCUUGCAAUCUAAGUACUAUCUUACAUGUUUCCUCAGGUUAAUAUGGAUUGAAAUUCUGCUAGUUAGGGAUUUUGUCAUUCUUUAUGUUCAUCCAAUUCUCAGUACAAUACACUGGGUUAUUCAACUAUACUCUCUCAUUGUUGUAGUGAAAGGGUUUAGGAAGACCUAGAUUCAAUUAGCAGCUCUGUUGUUUUCUAGCCCUAUGACCUUAGGGUAAGUCCUCUGUAUUUCAGUUUCAACUAAAAAAUAAGAAAAAUGAACCCUACUCAAUUUACUCCACUGUUGUGAGUGAGGAUCAAAUAAAAUCACAAAAAAAAAAAAAUCAUGGAAUCUCAGGGCUAGAAAAGACCCAUCCCGGGUUCUCCCCAAUGGUUGAACAGAAAUCACUUCUUCAAACAUGUUUAUGUGCACUUCACUUGAAGAAUUCUGGAAAUGGGGAACUCACUACCCCAUGAAGCAGCCCAUUCUAUUAAUUUUUUUUCAACAGUUCUGUUACAAAAGUUUUCUUUAUUUUGUGUUAAAAUUUACUUGCCUAGGACUUGGAUUUAUUAUUCCUAGUUCUGACUUUUGAGAUCAAGCAGAAGUCGAAUCCUUCAAUUCAAUUCAGUAAACUUAUUGAGCACCUACGCUGUGCCAGGUACAGUGCUAAUAGACCCGGAUGUAAAAAGAGGUAAAAGAUGAUCCCUGCCUUGUUCCCAUUUGAAGGCAGAGUGGUGUGUAAUGUAAAGAAUCCUGGGGUGGGGUUGGAGUCUGGUUGAGCUGCUCCAUUUAUUGGUUCUUUCACUACUGACUUCGCCUUUCCCCUCAUUUGUACAAUAGGAAGAAUCCCAGUACUACCCGCCUUACUAGUUUUAACAAACCUAAAGUAAUAAAAAUAAUCGUUUCCUCCAAAAAAUAUAACAAACAGCCCAAACAAAAAACACUAUCCCUAUUGCCAGAUCUUCAUUUAAAAGACGAAUAAAGCACCUACUAUGCGCAAGGCACAUCCCUAGUUCUUCCUUUUUGAGAUCGUUUCUAGUCCCUUCAGUGGCACUCCUCCGUGUGCGAGCAUGCCAAGGGUGAGUUAGCUCUGGGACAAAGAUGCUUUGACAUCUCACAAUCAGUAGUCAGAUAUAUCUCGGCAGGACUGCUCUUCUCCCAGCACAGCCCAGAUUCCCGGUAGUGAGACCUUGGCCAUGACCUGUUCCCAGGAGUUCGAGCCAAUAAGCUUCUGUUCCUCAGUCCGGUCCUGGGCGGCCGGGAGGGGAAAGGAUGUAGAGAGGAAUGCGGGGCGACUCCCCCGAGACAAGGGCAGAGUGGGGUGUGUCUGUGGUGGGGCGGAAGAUAGGGAGGUAGUAGCCCGAGCCUCCACUCUCCUCCAAGCGGAUGCAGACCCUCCCUUUAGCCGAGAAUCCCGGAGGGAUUGCUACUACAAGAGGCGAGGGGAGAGCAGACAUUCCCUUUGGUCGGAGCUGUCUCGGGCGGGUACCAAAGUCUAGCUUUACUGCAAACCCUCUCUGUCACUUUAUGGGGAAGGUGCCUCUUUUGGAGGACGAGGACCGGACCAAUCUUCUGGAGAGGUGUGGGAGAGGAGGCUGGGAGCCGGAGUGCUCUCAGAUCUCCCCAUCCUUCAGUACCACCUCCGCGCACCCCAGCACAAGGCAACAAGGUGACGUCACCGCCCAGGCAGCCACAGAGGCGGCUUCGCAGUUCUCACUUCACCCUCGCCUUCCCCCAGAUGGAGAACCAAAGGGUCAACUGAUAUGCUCAACACCUGGAGCAACCCCCUUUCCAUUCUCCAACCUUAUUUUUCGAGGAGGCGGAGACAAAGAGCCUGGGGCGUGAGGAAGGUGCCAGUUCAAAAUUCCCACGUCCCCAUGCAGCACCCCACCCAUCCCCGCGCCCGCCGCAGCAGGGCCUAAUCCAACCGCCGCGCCGCUUUUUUAUAGUCAUCCCGAGAGGGGGUGGGGCCAAUCCCGACGCCUGUGAACGCGUUGACGCCACGCGGCCGGGAGAAGGGGCGGGGCUAGGGCUUGAGCCCCGCUGCCUCCCGGCUCUCAGGCUUCCCUCCGCCCCCUCAGCUUCGGGGAUCGACCCCGAGAAUAGAGCGGUCAGGCCGGCGGGUUCUCUCCUUAGGCUUGCCGGCUAGCCACUUCUCUCCAGUCCGACCCCAUCUCAGCCUUUUUCCUCCCCGUCUUCCUCGCCGUGGGCCUCUUCCUUACCGUCAUGGGGCCCCUGCCGCCGCUCCCGGCGUGUGUGGAGAGAUGAGGGGCGUCUGUGGUCAAGAUGGAUGCGGGGGCCUGACGGCCCCAGCGGCAGCAUCGCCUGCUCCCAGCUCUGAAGGGUCUGGUGUUCCCCGCAGGGCAGCGGCUCCCGUACUGAUGCAGUGAUGCUCGCUGUGGCCACCGUCUGUCCUCCUCCUCCUCCUCCUUCUCGGAUGUCUGAGGAGGUCUUUUGUCUGCCUCCGGAGCCGCAGGGAAUCACUCGCCGCGCAGACCCGUCAUCGCGGGCCGCUGCCUCGCCUCGGCCGUGAAGGGGGUGGGGGCGGGGUGGGGGCUGUUUCUCUGUAGCUGGCCGCCCUGGCCAAUUUCCUUCCCAUGAAAAUGGAGCCGGAUUUAUUCGUGACUCUGUCCGCAUCAGCCGGGACCACGUCGGACUCCCUGCUGACGUUCGGGGACCUGUUCCCGGAGCAGAAGGGGAAAUAUUUCCUCAUGGACCUGGAGAAAGUGUCUGAGGAAUCCAGGGGGCAGGUGCCUAGUUCUGAUAUGGUGCUGCUUCCUCCCGAGACCCCCCCGCAGCCCUCGGUGCUUUUAGGGCCUGUUCUGCAGGAGACCGGGUCUGUGGCUUUCCAGCAAGUUUUGGGGGAGGUGAAGCUCCACCAGGAUUUAUUUGCUGAAGGACCUAUCAAAUAUUUAUAUCGGUUAGAAAAUCAGGAACUCUGUCUUUUGGACCAAGAGGCCAAUUCUUCUGUCGCUGACAUCGAUCAAGAUUUACCUGUUAGUGACAAGCAGAUGUCUUUGCUAGGUGUGGUUAAUAACAAUUCUUCUGAAGAGGAUUUUAAUACAGCUAUUACUUUGGUGCAAGAUCCUGUCGUGUCUGACCGGUUAACAGGUUCAGAAGAGCCGGAGCAGGAGGACCUUUAUGCUCUUGAUUUGGGCCCACCUCGGUCACCUCCACAGGAUUUACAAUUGAGCAUAGAAUUUAGGGAGCAGGAAUCAUGUACGAGAAAUUGCCUUCCAGAAAGUGAAGACAUUCUUCAGGAUCAAAGAGAUUUUUACUUAGGCAUGGACCAGGCUGCUUGCUCGGACCCCAAAACCCAGCUCUCAGGACUUGAUCCAGUUUUUUCCUGGACUAAAGAGCCAGAGGAAUACGUGCCCAGAAGAUGCCAGAAAAGUGUUUCAUUAAGUGCAGAAGAUUUAAAUCAUAGUUACCAAAUUAGCAAUGAAAUAAACUUCUUUCCCUCUUUCACUACUUCCACUUUGUGUGAUCUGAAGUUAGAUAUAGUUCAAAAUAACCUGGGCCAAACCUCUGAUUUCAGCCAGACUGAACCAAUUCCAAAUGAGUCUUCAGGGUGUCAGGAAGAUGGCCCUCGACUCAGAGCUGUAUUUGAUGCUCUAGACAGAGAUGGGGAUGGUUUUGUCCGUAUAGAAGAGUUUGUUCAAUUUGCCACAGUUUAUGGUGCAGAACAGGUGAAGGAUUUGACUAAAUACCUGGAUCCCAGUGGACUUGGUAUCAUCAGUUUUGAAGAUUUUUAUCGAGGGAUUACAGCUAUCAGCAAUGGAGAUCCUGAGAGCCAGUUAUAUGACAUUGGAUAUGUCCAAGAAGAUUCUCCUGCCUGCCCCGAUGAGUUUGAUGACUUUGUUACUUACGAGGCAAAUGAGGUGACAGACAGCGCUUACAUGGGUUCAGAGAGUACUUAUAGUGAAUGUGAGACCUUCACAGAUGAAGAUACCAGCACACUGGUACAGCACGAAAUGCACAACGAAGUAGAGACAGAUAGCGCUAUUGAUUCUGCUGGGCACUCUGAAUGCCCAGAUGGCAUAGAAGAACCAGAGAACGGACCGUUACUCCUCACACCGGGCAAAUCCCGCCCACAUGACUUAUCCUUGAGCUCUGACCUGAACAACCACUCCAUCGUUACUGUCAUCAGUGGUGAGGAACAUUUUGAAGAUUAUGGAGAAGGAAAUGAGGCGGAAUUGUUUUCUGACAACCUGUGUAAUGGAGAAGCUGGUUUUAGCAGCUCUUUUCUUUCUCCCAGUACCAACCCACUUGCUGCAAAACUGCACAGCAUUCUCACUGAUGAGGCAUUUGAAUUUUACUGUAGCCAGUGCCACAAACAAAUCAACCGCCUUGAGGAUCUUUCUGCUCGCCUGAAUGAUCUUGAAAUGAAUAGUCCAAAUAAACGACUCUCCAGCAAGAAGGUAGCAAGACAUCUACAUCAGACGGGGACCCUGACUGUGGAGGCUAUGGAAGAACCUUCUCAGGAUCCCUUGGACUGUACUGAUGAGGACAUUGCUGACAAGGUCAUCUUCUUGGAGAAGAGAGUGACAGAACUAGAGAAGGAUACUGCGGCCAGUGGAGAGCAGCACAGCCGGUUAAAGCAAGAAAACCUGCAGUUAGUGCACAGAGCCAAUGCCCUUGAGGAGCAGUUAAAGGAGCAGGAGUUGAGAGCUGAUGAGAUGAUCCUUGAAGAAAUCAGAAAACAGAAGGAACUCCUGUGCAAGAUGGAGAGAGAGAAAAGCAUUGAGAUUGAGAAUCUCCAAGCCAGAUUACAGCAGCUGGAUGAUGAAAACAGUGAGCUGAGAUCCUGCACCCCCUGUUUGAAGGCCAAUAUCGAGAGACUAGAGGAGGAAAAGCAGAAAUUACUAGAUGAAAUAGAAGACCUAACCAUUCAACUCAAUGAAGAGCAGGAAAACAAAAGGAAAAUGGGAGACAAACUGAGUCAUGAAAGACAUCAGUUUCAGAAAGACAAGGAGUCAACACAGGAGCUGAUCGAGGACCUCAGGAAACAGUUGGAGCACUUACAGCUGUUUAAGCUUGAAGCCGAGCAAAGGCGAGGCCGGAGUAGCAGUACUGGACUCCAAGAAUACAACAGUAGGACACGAGAGACUGAGCUGGAGCAAGAAAUCCGCAGACUGAAGCAGGAUAAUCGAAAUCUAAAGGAGCAGAAUGAUGAGUUAAAUGGGCAAAUUAUAAACCUCAGCAUCCAAGGCGCAAAGAACCUCUUCUCUGCCUCUUUCUCCGAGUCUCUGGCAGCCGAGAUCAGCUCUGUUUCACGUGAUGAGCUCAUGGAGGCAAUUCAAAAACAGGAGGAGAUCAACUUCCGUCUCCAGGACUAUAUUGACAGAAUCAUUGUGGCGAUCAUGGAAACCAACCCCUCUAUCUUAGAAGUGAAGUAAAGGAAUGAAAUGCUGCCCCUCCAUACUGGUGACCUGGUGUGACCUUGCUGCUCUGAGCUUCAGGGGGCCCUGCUAAGCUCUCUAGACCACUAAGGUCUCAUCUCCAUCAAGGGGCAAGGAGGAUCACAUCCCAUUGCCUGAACCAGCCCAGAGCAAUUGAGAGAAAAGCAGAUACAGCUUUGGUUUGGGGUUCAACCUUGCUUGACUGAGCAGGGUGAAAGGGAAGGUAGUAAAUGAGAACAAGAAGCAAGGGGAAGAUGGGGAAGUUUUGGAGAAAUGGGAAAGAGAAAGAAUGCUGCCUCCUUGCCAGUGGAACCAUCUGAAUACAAGGUUAGAGAAAUAGGCAGUGAUUCAAUGAAUGUGAUUUGAUUCUUCACCUUAUUCUGGCAGAUUCCUUUUGCUCUUGAGAGAGAAAAGGUUCUCCAGGCUUCUUGCCAUAUUAGAUAGGCUAGUUAGAGAGAUUCCUUCUGACUCCAGUUAACCAGUCCAAUAUGAAUCCCUCGAAGCCCAUUUAAAUUGUGAAAUGCUCUUGCUUCUAUCCGGCUUGUUUGAUCACAAUCUCCCUCAUAGGUAAUGUGGAGGCAGGUCUGCAAGUGAGUUGUAUUUUGACUCAGUGCUUCUAAAGUGCUCGUGCAGGUAUGUUCCUUUGUUAAGUCUUACUUGGCUUCUGCCUCCACGCUUCAAGGAAUGUUCCUGGAAAGUGACUGGUUGAUUUUGAGUGGAGUAAAAGGGAAAGGAAGUCAUUAGACUUUCUCUUGAGACAUGCGUUGUGUAUUCUGACUUAUUUUUGAACCUGUCUUACCACAUGUGAUCCAGACAGUCCCUAUGUGAGGUCAAGUUGAUUUUAUUUCACACCAGCUGUAAAGAGUGUUUGCUGCUGUGUACCCAGCUCCUUUUCCCCUGUUCUGAGCAAAUACAAUUGUAUCCUUGAAGGAGAUGGAUGAAACUGAAUUACACGUGACUAGAGGGUAUUGGAAAGGACCAGAUUGGACAGCGGCUUAAGACAGAAAUGUGGUUAUGAACUCUUAUAAGUGGCCUAUUUUUUUCUCUCAAAGCAGAUUGAGGGAAGCUAGGCUAAAUUUACUUCUGUCGGAACCAGAUUGGUAGCAGAUUCCCUCUCCCCAAUUCCUUUCCCAGCCUUCCCUUUGUCCAUGUAGCCUUAGUAUUGCUCAGGCCAGCAUCUCACAGCAAAAAUUGGGCACACUGCACCUUAGCCAAGGUUCUGCCUCACUCUGUCCCUUGCUGUAGUGUAGACAAAGAAACAUCAUGAGAACCUUCAGGAGUCAAGCUUAUGUUCAAGAUUCAAGGAUUACUGGCACUUAGUCAGGAAUCCUUCCAGGCCCUGUUAGCUGAGAUCUUCUUGGAGGCACGUGUGGCUUAUUGCAAUAAUCCUUCUGGCGUAGGCUCUGUUAGUAAUAUUUUGAAACUAUACAGAAUAACCCUUCUCAGCUCACCAUCACUAUUUCUGAGAUGAAGCUUGUAUUCCUCUCAAAAUCAGGUGAGAGAAUAGGCUUUUGACUUUAUAUUUAGUUCUUUUUCUUCAAAAUAGGAGAGAGGCCCUCCAUUCUGCUGGAUAGAUUACUAUAAGUACCUUGAUAUCCCCAGGACAAUAGUGACAGUAGGGAUUCAGCCUUAUUCAGCAUUCCAGUGGGUUGAUGGUGGUGGGAAGAUCAUUCAUUAGAUGUUAAUUUCAGAUAUUUGGGAGAUUGGAUUUAUUUCCCCUAACAUUGGACCCUGAGAGUAAUCAUGACUCAAUUGUUUUUUAAAUACAAAAAGGCUCAGAGAGGGCCAGCUGAAAUCCCCUUCUAGAUGAAAGUGGCUGACUUUUAGAAUCUUUUGACUUUCAAGUCUCUAGACAGUCAAAUGAUGAGAUUCCAGCCUCCUAGCUUAGGACACCUGCCUUGAAGAGGCAAUGACUGGUGUGGGUUAUUCUGCUGCUUAUAGGAUAACCUCAGUCCCUGCUUCUUUGGGGAAGCACAAUCUUGUCUGAUUUACAUAGUGUUUUCCACCAGAGUUUUCUACAUCUAUCUGUACCACAGGAUGUGUGUGGACUUUUCUGGGCUUCAUGUUACACACUUUAAGGUGCCAUAAAAUGGACAGAUGAACUCUGUUUGAACUGGGUUUUCUUCCCACCUAUCCACCAUGUUGUUGGUUUUUGUUCUUGCUCCUUAAGAAUAGUUUGUUCCUUCACCAUGGUGUGUCUUUUGGCAAGAGGAAGGGGAGUCUGGGAUUGAUCAAAUCCCUGCCUUAGAAAGUGAUAGGUGGCUGGGAGCAGUUGAUAGUGGCAUUCCAAAGGCAAAGAUUGAAUGGAAAAAAUAUCCUCCCUGAAAAAAAAAAUUCCCUCUCCUGGAGUUCUUCCUUUCCUCAAUCUCUCCCAUUUCCCCACUCCAUCCCCUCUCUGGCCUGGGCUGGGUUGUGCUUCUAGAUUUCUUGAGGCAUUUCAUGAGCUUCCCAUCAGAUCACUGGCUGCUUUGGCAUGUCUCCCUGGAGACUCCACAAGGUGUGCUCCCCCAACAGCAUAGGGGAGACCAGUUACCCUGAGACCCUCUGAACCUGAGCACUGAGCCAUGAGGCCUUCCUUUCCUUCUUCCCUUUCACAAAUUUGUUCUGUUCCCAGGCUCUGUUUCCCCCUCCUGUGAGUAUGGGUAUGUGUGCACACCCCUUCCUUUCCCACCAAGAUUCAAGUUGUUGCCUCGUACAUUUUUGGAAAAGCUUUGGGUGUAAAUCAGUGUAUACUGGGAGGAGAGAUUUUUCUAUCUUGUAGAGUAGGUAUUUUUUAUAGACUGAAGGUUGAUCAAUUUUUUAAUACUUUCAAGAGAGAAAACUGUAUCUGUGUAUACACAUUAAAUAUAUAUAUGUAUAAAUAUAUAAAUAUUGAAGCUCCGCCUUUCUCCACUGGGGGUAUGUAUCCCUGGUGACACACAACCUUUUUGUUUUCUGUUGAUCACUAAAAGGUACUGUAAAUGUAAAUAUGACUCGCCGCCGGGAAAAGUCUAAAGACAAAACAAAAAUACACAGCACUGACUUGAGCACUGACCAUGCUUUAACCCCCCCAAGGAAACUUUGCCUCCAGAUGAAGUUCCUGGGCCCCUGGUGUGGGGAAGGAAUGUCAAGAAAAGGCAACCGCCAUUGUCUUAAAUGAUGCACCAACUCCUGUCCCAUUAAAAGCUGUUACCGUGA